This is a messenger RNA of Argiope bruennichi, 2380 nucleotides long. RefSeq names its product GDT1-like protein sll0615. Gene Ontology annotation, biological process: Golgi calcium ion transport; manganese ion transmembrane transport; calcium ion transmembrane transport. The transcript has 8 exons. Bases 136 to 951 code for a protein of 271 amino acids. Gene Ontology annotation, cellular component: Golgi apparatus. Lineage: Eukaryota; Metazoa; Arthropoda; Arachnida; Araneae; Araneidae. The record is from RefSeq and is a predicted model, not a curated record. Gene Ontology annotation, molecular function: manganese ion transmembrane transporter activity; calcium ion transmembrane transporter activity.
AUUACAAAAAGCGGUGUUUAUCACAAUUUAGCAGUCCUAAAUUUAAACGAAGUCACUAGGUAAAUAGUGCCCUUUAAUGCGGAAAUAGUGAAUGCAAUUUCAUGCCCGCAGAGAUGAGAUGAUCAGCAGCAAAUCAUGUUGUCUCUCUUUUUUAUCGUCUGCUGUAUAUGUUGGUGGGGAACAGCUGCGUCUUGGGAUUAUCCGGCCCCCAGAGACGGUCCUUACUUAUCCACAUAUGAUUCUCAGGUGAAACCGAACAGCACUCUGCCGCCGGAUGGUUCGUUCCUGUCCGGUGUGUUGAGUGCCCUGACGGUGACCGCCGUGUCCGAAGUGGGUGACAAAACUUUCUUCAUAGCUCUGGUGCUAGCUCUGACUCACCCACCAGCCAUCGUCUAUGCUGGAGCACUAACAGCUCUAGCGUUUAUGACCAUACUUUCAGCAAGCUUAGGUCUGGUGUUUUCAUACCUUUCUUCGCUAUGGGUGCACUACUUGUCAGCACUUCUAUUCUUGCUUUUUGGCCUCAAAAUGCUGAAAGAUGGUCUCACCAUGAGCAAUAACGCAGCCAAAGAAGAAUUAGAGGAAGUUCAAAAGACCGUCGAGACUAAAAUUACUCACAAAGGAUCUUUGGAUUUGGAAUCUGGUAUGCGCAGGCUGUCCGUCCGGUGGGUUUUCGUGGAAUCCUUUACCAUGACCUUCGUAUCUGAAUGGGGAGAUCGAUCCCAGAUCGCUACUGUUAUCCUCGCAGCAAAGCACAGCGUCAUGGGAGUGGUGCUAGGUUCGAUACUGGGACAUGCUGCUUGCACUUUGGGUGCUGUGCUUGGAGGCAAGCUCAUAGCCGAUUGGAUAUCAGUUCGAACAGUGACUCUUUUGGGAGGAAUUUUAUUUCUCGCCUUCGCCUUCAUGUCUCUUGUGGGAGCUCUGAACGAUUCAUUCGAAAAUAUCAAUUCCUGACAGAAGCUGUUCAAGCUCAAGACUUUCAUUAUCGCAACUACUGAUCGUGAGAAACCACGCAUAUUUAUGCCCAGGCACUAUUGGAGUUGCAUCCAUUUCCAAGUGGAGAAAAUUGUUUGUUGAGAAUUUAUUGAUUAUAAGAGAAAUAAAACAUAGAUUUAUAAUGAACAUAGUAUUUUUAUGCAAUUGAUAUUCUCACGAAUAUUAUUGAUAAUUACGUUCCGUGUUAAGAGAGCAAUUUAAAAUUUGUAUGUUUGGUUCAAACAUUCUAUUCUGUUAAUUUAAAAGUGCUAGAAUGACUAUUUCUCGUUAAUCAAGCCACCAUUUGCGCUCGAAAAGAGUACAAGAUAAUGCUCACAGACUCACACUCUGAAUCGCUUCGCCAUUGGCUCCAGUAAUCUCUCCAGAAUCCAACACUUGAUUUGACUUCCCCGUUCCUCUGCUUUUAUCCACCUCUGAAUGCUGCAAACAUCUUUGUCCAUCUAUUAUUCUGCUUAAAUUACUUUUCGCAAUGCACUAAAUAUUAGUUUAACUUAGAUUCUCCUGUAUAAUAUAAUAGUAAUAACUAUUAUUCUCCAAGCUGAAAUUGCUACCAAAAAUGUUUUCUAUGUUCAAGGAAAGUACCAAAAAAAAUGGCAAUUUAAAAUAAUGCAUUUAUAUAUCAUGCAAUUAUUUAAAAAUGAAAUUACAAAAAAUUCUGUGUGUACCGAAAAAACCCCACAAAAAUUUUUAUGUGAUGAUUUACAAACUUUUUUAUUUCUACAAUAAGGACUGAAUAGCAAAAACAAAUAUGUAAAAAUUCCAACAAUAUCGAAUACUCAGAAAUUCAUUCUGUAAUUAAUUGGUAAAGAAAAUGAUUAAUAUCGCAUGAAUUUAUUUUGCUAAAAGCCCUUGAAUGAUAUUCCAAAUGAAUAGCUUAAUGAAUUCUCAAAGUAUUUAUUUAAGAUUUAGAAGCAUUAAUGAAAAAACAGAAGCAUAAGAGGACAAACUGCAACCUUCACUGCAACCACCACUACUUACAACCAAGAUGCAACAAGCUUCAGAAAUUUCUUUGCCUGCUUUACGAAUAAGUGUUUAGUCAAUCCGGCUAUCUAAUGUAAAUUUUAAUCGAAACAUUUGCCGUUCAAAAUGUGAAUAUAAAUAUCUGUUAUUGAAACCAGAACAAGUAGAUUGUCACAAGGAAUAUUGAAUCCCAAAUUAUGAAUUAAAAAAAUAUCAGCCAGAAAGUCAUUUAUCUGUAUCCCAGUUACACUACAAAAGAUACAAGUUCUCUGUGAGAGGCUCUCAUAUUCAUCCAUUAUCUUCGUAAUUUUUAUCACUCAUUUAGAGUCUUAACAAGACGAAGCUGCGCCUUUGGCAGAAUUUCCAUAACUGCACCUCAUUUUACUUACUACAUUAUUUUUGUUUACAUUUAUUACAUUACAUUUAU